Messenger RNA from Lagopus leucura (white-tailed ptarmigan), 727 nucleotides. RefSeq names its product transmembrane 4 L six family member 19 (gene TM4SF19). Gene Ontology annotation, cellular component: membrane. NCBI's taxonomy places the organism in Eukaryota, Metazoa, Chordata, Aves, Galliformes, Phasianidae. The coding region runs from base 3 to 650 and encodes 215 amino acids. The record is from RefSeq and is a predicted model, not a curated record. The transcript has 4 exons.
UAAUGUGUGUAGGGAGAUGCAGCCGCAUCGUGGGCCCCUGCUUGCUGGUGCUGGGCAUGCUCUCCGUGGUGGCCAGCAUCCUGCUGCUCUUCCCUGGCGGGUCCUGGCAGUACCUGGUGGAUGGGCACAUCAGCAGGAGGGCAAAGAUCAUGCCAGGCACCUGGGGAGGCGGCGUCAUGGUGCUGCUGGCAGCUAUCCACAUCACUGCUGUGGGAUGGCGAUGCGCCUGCUGCUCCGACUGCGGCACCCGUCGGAACGCCUUCCUCUCUGUUGUCCUCUCCAAGCUGGCUCUCCUGGGCUCUGCCGCCUGCUUCUUCUUCUCGGGGCUGGGUCUGACUGACGGCCCUCUCUGCCUCUACAACACCACUGAGCUCAGCAAUGGCCUUAUCUGGGACUACCCCUUCGUGGACACCCCUAGCAACAGGGCCUUGGAGAAUUUCUACCUGUUCUACCCGAGCACCUGGGGCACCUGCCUGGAGCCGGUGGGCAUCGUGGCAUGGCACGUCACCUUCUUCUCCCUCCUGCUGCUCAUCAGUGCUGCCGAGAUGGUGCUAACCUUCCUCCAGAUCAUCAACGGCUGCGCCGGGUGCCUCUGCGGCUUCUGUGAGAGGAAGGAGGCAGGGCUCUCCCAUGUGCCUGGGGUGAGGUGAGACCAUGUUUCCCAGCUGUGGCCUCUGGGGAGACCACUCCUGCUCACCCCAUGUCUUCCAUUCCGCGACACACCUGA